Oryzias latipes (Japanese medaka) is the source of this 788-nucleotide messenger RNA. RefSeq names its product neuropeptide B. Gene Ontology annotation, biological process: feeding behavior; G protein-coupled receptor signaling pathway. Gene Ontology annotation, molecular function: G protein-coupled receptor binding. The record is from RefSeq and is a predicted model, not a curated record. Lineage: Eukaryota; Metazoa; Chordata; Actinopteri; Beloniformes; Adrianichthyidae.
CGCCCACCUCCGCUGUGAUUUGACGCGUGUCCCAGGUCACGCACGCGCGCUCCUAGCACAGUAUUUAAAGCGCAGAAAGUUUUCCGAGUUCAUCCAAAACCCCGCAGACAAGCAGCGCCGUGUUCCUCCGCGUCAAAGGUGCCAGCUCUAUCCCAAACAUGGACAGGUCGGUCAGGUUCGCUGUGGUCUGCGUCGGAGUGUCUCUGCUCGUUUCCUGCCACUCAGCUGAAGCCUGGUACAAGCAGUCCACCGGACCCAUUUUCUACCCGGUGGGGCGCGCGUCCGGUUUGCUGUCCGGCAUCAGGAGGUCACCGUACGUCCGGAGAGCCGAGUCCGAGGAGGUCCUGGCGGACAGUAAAGAGGCGGCCGAGAACAGCGUGACCCACGACGCCAGCAGGCAGAUCUCUGCGCUCAAAGACAUGGCCAUCUGCGUGAAGGACGUCUCCCCCAACCUGAAGACAUGCGAGCUGCUGCGGGACGGGACCGGAACCUUCCAGUGCAAGGCGGAUGUCUUCCUCACCCUGGACUCCUUGGACUGCCUGUCCGCGUGAGCGGAGCACGCGCGCGCAGCCCCAAUCCUCCACCUGCAAACGCUUCUAUUGAGAGGGGGGGAGACUGUAAGAAAAUCUGGGAGGAUGCAGGAGAGCGCGCGGGUGGAUGAGAAUGUUGUUAUUGAAACAUUUUUGCUUUAGUUUGACAGAAUUAUCUGAAGCCAUGUUGACUGUAGGGCGAAUUUCCCCAAAAACACUGCUUUUAUUUUACCUAUUAAAAUGAAGAAAGACUGAGAA